CCGGGUUUUAUGUCCCUCCUUUGAACCCGUAUUUGGAAAUACGUCAUCAAAACAGUCACACUCGCAUGGAUGGGGAGUCCGCGUUGAAGAGUGUCUGACCUUCAGUUGAUCAGUUAUUAAAUACAGUUCAUUCAUACCUUGAUAACAGACUCAAUAUGUCGGUGAAUAAGGCAUCGGUCCAUGCCAAAUGGAUCAUUGGCAAAGUUGUCGGCACCAAAAUGCAGAAGACGGCCAAAGUUCGAGUGACUCGAAUGGUCCUGGACCCAUACCUUCUCAAGUUCUACAACAAGAAGAAGACAUACUUUGCUCAUGAUGUCUUGCAGCAGUGCACUGUGGGUGACAUAGUUCUUUUGAAGGCCCUAACAGAGCGCAGGUCCAAACAUGUGAAACAUGAACUGGCAGAGAUUGUGCAUAAAGUAGGGAAAGGAGUGGACCCUCUGACUGGGAAGAGGGUUGCAGGAACAGAUUUCUUGGAGCCCCUAAGCAACCCCACACAGCACCUUGAUCAGGAGAUAACGUUAAUGGAGAAAUUACAGGAGCUUAACAUCUCUGCCGCCUCUUCAGACAACAGCUCUGCUUGUACAAAACCAGCCUCUUCUUCUGCAGCAACAACAGUCUAACGUUCAUUUUUUUGAAAUAUGUAUUUGGUGUUGUGAAUAUUUUGUUAUCAUGCUAUUUCAGAUUAAAUUCAGUGUGCUACUU
This is a messenger RNA of Osmerus eperlanus (European smelt), 702 nucleotides long. It is a transcript of the gene mrps17, whose product is annotated as mitochondrial ribosomal protein S17. The transcript is spliced from 3 exons. NCBI's taxonomy places the organism in Eukaryota, Metazoa, Chordata, Actinopteri, Osmeriformes, Osmeridae. The record is from RefSeq and is a predicted model, not a curated record. Bases 156 to 620 code for a protein of 154 amino acids. Gene Ontology annotation, cellular component: mitochondrial small ribosomal subunit; ribosome. Gene Ontology annotation, biological process: mitochondrial translation. Gene Ontology annotation, molecular function: structural constituent of ribosome.